AUGGCGAAUUCGAAUAGGUCGAAAGUUCCUCCAGAUUCUGCAUCAAAUUUAGCACAAUUGUACCGAAGUGUGUAUACAUCAGAACCGAUGCAGCAUCUGCCACUAUCAUGGAACUCUAAGGAUCGCUUACUUAACAUAAAAAUUUCACAGUUUGGCUUAACACUGACGUGCACUGCUGAUACCUCCACUUCCCGUCACAGUAUGCACUGCAAUGCUUUGGCUUAUGUUCAUAACAUAUCAUCAGCAUUCUUUCAGCUCUUGUCUUCACUUGUUCGAUUUUCGGUUUUUAUAGGAUGGGAUUCAUCUUCCUUUGGCUACCAUAGUGACGGCUCGCUGUACCAUCAUACAACUGCAACUCCAUUUGGCCCCAAGUUCUGUGAGCAGGACGUAAUCGGUUGUGGAGUGGAUCUCAUGAGCAAAUCGCUUUUCUAUACCCGCAAUGGAGAAUUUUUGGGAAAGGCUUUUGAAGGAAAGCUGCCUGUAAGUGGAGGCUGUCGCGUUACUUCAAAUUUCGGUGAUCAGUCAUUUUUCUAUCCCUUCAAACGUCACAUCGCCAAGGACAAGGAUUUCAUGGACGUUAAAAUGAGAGAGUAA
Messenger RNA from Hydatigera taeniaeformis, 594 nucleotides. NCBI's taxonomy places the organism in Eukaryota, Metazoa, Platyhelminthes, Cestoda, Cyclophyllidea, Taeniidae. The record is from the annotation of a GenBank genome assembly.